Didymella exigua CBS 183.55 is the source of this 594-nucleotide messenger RNA. Its product is annotated as Spc24-domain-containing protein. The coding region runs from base 1 to 594 and encodes 197 amino acids. Lineage: Eukaryota; Fungi; Ascomycota; Dothideomycetes; Pleosporales; Didymellaceae. The transcript is spliced from 3 exons. The record is from RefSeq and is a predicted model, not a curated record.
AUGCUUCUCGACGAAGACCCCGCCGCCCUCAUCUCACAAUGCACAUCACACUUCAAAAUCGCCAACGACACCGCCUCUCUACUGCGAAUCAGCGACUCGCUCUCCACGCUCUCACAGUUCCGUACACAGCACCUGCAAUCACUGCAAUCCUCUCUAUCACAGCUCUCGCGCACUCACCAAACCCUCUCCGCAAACCACAGCCACACGCUGUCGCAGCACAACCCGACAAACCAUGCGGCGGAGAUUCUGCGACUCGACACGGAGAAGUUCAAGAUUGCGAAGCAGGCCAGUGAUCUCGAGAUCGAGGGGGAGAGACUGCAGCAGGAGAGAGAGAGAUUGAGUGGAGUAGCGCAGGACCUUGAGGCUGAAGGUGUGGAGGGCGGCGAGCGGGAGAAGGCGGAGAGCGAGGACGCUACCAUACUGAAGCUGAAGCUCUACCGCACACUCGGCAUCGAUGUCGAAGCCGACCCUACGACAGGCCAGUACACCAAGGCCGUUGUUCGGAACGCAGCAAAGGGCGACGUGCACGUUGUCAACAUAGACCCCAAGUUCUCGCGGCAUUUUUACACAAAUUACUUCUGGAGGACCAUGUAA